Colletes gigas is the source of this 2126-nucleotide messenger RNA. RefSeq names its product monocarboxylate transporter 9. NCBI's taxonomy places the organism in Eukaryota, Metazoa, Arthropoda, Insecta, Hymenoptera, Colletidae. Bases 181 to 2001 code for a protein of 606 amino acids. The transcript has 10 exons. Gene Ontology annotation, molecular function: monocarboxylic acid transmembrane transporter activity. The record is from RefSeq and is a predicted model, not a curated record. Gene Ontology annotation, biological process: monocarboxylic acid transport; transmembrane transport.
CUUAGCACGCUGACAUUCCGUAUGUAUGUACAUAGAUAAGAGAGCCUCCAAAAUCGUUUGUAUCCAGUCUCGUUCAGUCAAAAAGCAUCCAGCUAACUGUCACAUACACUGCAAAAUUAAUCGAUCGAAAUCGCCGUUUCGACGAAACGGAAACACUAUACGGGGUGACUCUACAAAAAUAUGACGGUAGCUAAGACUAAUGGAUCAACGACAAUGACAACCACCACGAACGUGCCCAACGAGGAUGAGAAGAAACAAAACAAUGCGUUAUCGAUAUACAAGGAGGAAGAAAAAGAAAACGACCAACUCACCCUCGAAGACUUGGCUCCUGACGGUGGAUGGGGGUGGAUGGUGGUCCUCGCCAUGAUCUUAGUUUUCGUGACAACGUUUGGACCAACCGCGUCGUUUGCAAUAAUUUUCGGGGAUUUUCUCGAAGCAACUGGUCAGGCUGGAACAGCAAUGACGUUAUUUAAUUCCGUUUUCAUGGUGACAUUCUCCAUAGCUGGUUUGAUGACCAAUACCUUGUUGAAGAGAUACGCGAUGAGGCCCGUGGGAGUUUUUGGCGCGUUUCUAUUCGCAGUGCCAAACGUUGCACUGGCGUUCGUGACAAAUGUUUACGAAAUGGCGUUUUUAAAUUUCCUCCAAGGCAUGGGGCUGGGUCUGAUCGUCACCAUUUGCAACACAAACUUUAAUGCCUAUUUCGUGAAGAGGAGAGCGCCAGUGAUGAGCGCUGCACAAGUUAUUAUCGGCUUAGGUGGAAUCGCGUAUCCUGUAUGCAUCGAGAGAUUGAUGAAAGCUUAUGGCUUUAGGGGCACAGCUUUGAUGACUGGCGCGAUGAGUUUGAACUGUAUCGUCGGAAUGACGAUGAUGCAUCCGGUCGAGUGGCACACACGGAAACCGGAAGAGGUCCUCGCGGAGAGGGCGCGACAAAGAGAAGAACGGAAAUUGUGUGGAAUUUCUGUGCUCAGUCGACGUUCCAGCGAGAUCACACACGUUCCAGCGAAAACAAGAUGGAGUAGUCUAACCAGCCUCAAAGAUGAAAGAGGCAGGCACGUUCCACUCCUAAUCGAAACGAUGAAAGAGCCUGCACAAAGAGUGGCUUCGAUUUCAGAGCUGGAGGGCAAAAUCCAAAAUCGAAUAAAGUCCGGAUCGAUGCGUGAGCUCCUGACGAGACGCAUGUCAGCCCUGUCAGCUUCGAGUUUGGCGAAUUUAGUGACGAGCAUCGGGACUGUCACGGACAUGGCGCAUUUCGAGAAACCGAAAGAGAAAAAAUUGGAAAAGGGGGUCCAAGUGUCCAUGAAAGACGAAGAAAACGCUAAAAAAAGCCAAAUAAAAACGAUCUUCGAAGAGCUUCUGGAAAUGUCACUGUUAAAGAAUUGCGGUUUCAUGAACAUUUGCCUGGGCGUCAGCUUCGUCCUGUCGAGUGACUUCACGUUUUCUGGUCUUUUGCCACUGAUGAUGACUAGUAGUGGCUACACGAAAAGCCAAGCAGCCCUGGCGAUCACUAUAUCAGCCGCUGCAGAACUGGCGUCCAAGAUUUUAAUUGCAAUUUUCACUCUGGUGGUGCAAAUCAAGGCGAAGUACAUUUUCUUCUGUGCAAUGAUUUGCAUGGGUUUCGCUAAAGCUGGUUAUUUAAUUUACGACGACACCUUGACAGGUACGUUUAUAAUGAUAGCGAUUAUAGGGAUGGUUAGGUCGUGGCUGUUGGUACCUCAACCUUUGGUGAUCAUUGAAGACGUCAGUAUUGAUAAAUUCGCCUCUGCUUAUGGGAUUUCUGGCGCUAUCAGCGGUGUCAUUUCCAUAGUAUUUGGUCCAAUCGUUGGGCUGAUGAAGGACUGGACGAACAGUUUUGUGGUCUGCCAGCUUGCCCUUAUACUAAUGAACGUCCUGUUCGUUAUUCCGUGGGCAAUACAGUUCCUUUCAGUAGAUUUACCAAAGUGGAGGAACGAGAGGGCGGAUAAAGUUGCUGCCCAAACUUCCGGUGCCCUUUCUGCAGAUUGACGCAAAUGGAGAGAGAAAGAGGAAGACCUUUGUAUAUAAAGCGCGUUAAAGUACUCGAGCGUAGGUUAUUUUUAUCGAAAAUAUUCAAUCCUCAUUGACGAUUGUCAACUUUCGACAGACAAUUU